AUGGGCAGGAAAGCCCAGGACGGCAGCCGAGGCGCCCCCCGCAGAGCGCUGCCCCCUGCCCUGGGGCUGCUGCUGCCCAUGGCCCUCCUGAACGCGCUCCUCUACCUCUGCCUGGCCUGGGUUUUCAUCGCCCCUUCCCCCUCUGCGCCGGCCUCCACUCACUGUCCCCGCGGACACUUCAGAAUGGGACAGAUGAAAAACUGUUCACCGUGGCUGUCCUGCGAGGAGCUAAGGACCGAAGUGAGGCCGCUGAAGUGUGUCGGGGAAGGAGCCGUGAAGAGAGUCUUUCUGUCUGAGUGGAAGGAGCGCAAAGUGGCGCUCUCGCGGCUCACGAGUCUGGAGAUGAAAGACGACUUCCUGCAUGGGCUGCAGAUGCUGAAAGGUCUGCAGAGUAAACACGUAGUCACCCUGCUCGGCUACUGUGAGGACGACAACACCGUCCUGACCGAGUAUCACCCCUUGGGCUCCUUGAGCAAUCUGGAAGCAACGCUAAACCUUUCCAAGUACCAGAACGUGAACACGUGGCAGCGCAGGCUGCAGAUGGCCGUGGACUAUGUCAGCAUCAUCCACUACUUGCACCACAGCCCCCUGGGCACGCGGGUCAUGUGCGACUCCAGCGACCUGCCCAAGACGCUGUCGCAGUAUCUGCUGACCAGUAACUUCAGCCUCGUGGUGAACGACCUGGACGCCUUGCCCCUGGUGAACCGCAGCUCCAGGAUGUUGGUCAAGUGUGGCCACCGGGAGCUGCACGGGGACUUCGUGGCUCCAGAGCAGCUGUGGCCCUAUGGGGAAGACACGCCUUUUGACGAUGACCUCAUGCCCUCCUACGAUGAGAAGAUUGACAUCUGGAAGAUUCCAGACAUCUCCAGUUUCCUUUUGGGGCACGUUGAAGGGAGCGAUAUGGUCCGGUUUCAUUUGUUUGAUAUUCAUAAAGCCUGUAAGAGCCAGACUCCUGCAGAGCGACCCACGGCACAGGAUAUUCUAGACACUUACAAGAAGGUUUUGAAUUUACUCAGAGAUACCGUGAUGUCCCAGACAAGAGAAAUGCUAUAGAAACCAGUGUCCUUCUCAGUGAAGGACAGGUUUUAGGGAACAAAUGGAAGAGUUGUAGCAAUUCUUGCUCUGACGGAGAGGUCCUUCCUCUGCAUCCACAUGCACACGUGAGUGGUGUUCACCCCUCGGGGACCGGGGUGGAAGCUGCUGAGGGCACACUGGGUUUGGCUGAAGUCUGGCCUCACUCUCUCACACUGAUCACUCCCGGCUGCAGAGGAGAGAAGCAGUGAAUCUAGCCAUAGCUGAAGGAAGUAACAAAAAUGUAGCCACAAAGACGCUUUUCUUGCCCUAAUUACUGAGUCUGUAAGCUUGUAG
Molecule: messenger RNA, 1368 nt
Organism: Odobenus rosmarus divergens (Pacific walrus)
Lineage: Eukaryota; Metazoa; Chordata; Mammalia; Carnivora; Odobenidae
Gene: POMK
Product: probable inactive protein kinase-like protein SgK196-like
Exons: 2
Coding region: 1-1053 (350 amino acids)
Biological process (GO): protein O-linked glycosylation; protein phosphorylation; carbohydrate phosphorylation
Cellular component (GO): endoplasmic reticulum membrane
Molecular function (GO): ATP binding; carbohydrate kinase activity; protein kinase activity
Source: RefSeq, a predicted model, not a curated record